AUGGCGAUCACGACGACGGCCGAGCGGCCGGUGCGGUUCCUGGGGCUGCGCUACGAUGCGGCCGACUCGGACGGGUCAGCGCGGCGGCUGGUGCUGGCACUGCGGCCAGAGUGGGAGGCGGAGGCGCUGCAGUUUGUCCGAUUUACCGACGGGAUCACGAACACGCUGUUGAAGGCGGUACGACGACGACAGGGAGCAAGCGAGCAGGGCGAGGAUGAAGACGAAGACCAAGACCGCGAGGCCAUUCUGCUGCGGGCCUACGGGCCAGGCACCGACGUGAUCAUCGACCGGCAGCGCGAGGCACAGAACCAUGAGCUGCUGAUGCGCCACGGACUGGCGCCCGAGCUGCUGGCCCGGUUCGAGAACGGAAUGCUGUAUCGGUUUGUGCGCGGUGCCGUGACGCGGCCGGACGACAUGCGCCGGCCGGACGUGUCGCUGGCCAUUGCCCGCCGUCUGGCCCAAUGGCACGCCAUCGUGCCGUGUGUUGCAGGUGAGGAGGAGACUGGCCAGGUAGACCUUCCAGUCGCCCUCCCCGACAAGCUUCGGCCCAAUCUCUGGACCGUGAUGCAGAAAUGGAUCCGCGCCCUGCCCACGGCCACCGACGGCCAGAAGCAGCGUCGCGCCCUCCUGCAGCGCGAGCUUGCCACCCUGGCCGCCGAUCUGGGUCCACGGCCUGGUCUUGGUCGCGACGGCCUCGUCUUUGCCCACACCGACCUGCUGAGCGGCAAUGUCAUCGUGCUACCGCCCAAAACGACCACGACCACGACCACGACCACCACCCCCCCCGAGGUCACCUUUAUCGACUACGAGUACGCCGUGCCGUCGCCGGCGGCCUUUGACAUCGCCAACCACUUUGCCGAAUGGGGCGGCUUCGACUGCGACAUGACCGCCCUGCCGACCGUCAGCCAGCGGCGCAGCUUCAUCGACGAAUAUGUUCGGACUUAUGCGCUGCACGUGACCAACACCACCACCACCACCACUUCCACCAUCACCACCCCUUUUGACAUCCCCACGGAGUCUGCACGGCUGCAGCGCGAGGUCGACCUCUUUCGCGGUCUACCCGGCUUCUACUGGGGCAUCUGGGCCUGCAUCCAGGCUACCAUCUCCGACAUCGACUUUGACUACGCCUCCUAUGCUGAGACCCGCCUGGCCGAGUAUUGGGCCUGGAAGGCUGAACUGGAUGGCAGCCGUGUCGCUUCUGGCGCUGAAAUGUCCCUCCGCGAGCGCCGCUGGGCCCAAGAGACUGACGAUGCCGGUCACUUGUGA
Molecule: messenger RNA, 1266 nt
Organism: Grosmannia clavigera kw1407
Lineage: Eukaryota; Fungi; Ascomycota; Sordariomycetes; Ophiostomatales; Ophiostomataceae
Product: choline/ethanolamine kinase
Exons: 1
Coding region: 1-1266 (421 amino acids)
Biological process (GO): phosphatidylcholine biosynthetic process; phosphatidylethanolamine biosynthetic process
Cellular component (GO): cytoplasm
Molecular function (GO): choline kinase activity; ethanolamine kinase activity
Source: RefSeq, a predicted model, not a curated record